AAUAGGUUGCUAUACAUCGAACUCACGUCAUGUCCAAGAGCAAGAAACAAGCCGCCAAGCUGAAAGCCCACCGCUUGCAAGUGGCAGCUCAACCAACCAAGGCGACCAAGGUUGCCUCGCUCGUGAUCGAUCAAUUCGAGGACGAAAUCGUCGCCCAGGAAGAUCUGGCCAUCACGGUUGAGACAAUCUCUGCUAUCUUGGAAGAACCGGAUGUGCUGAGUGGGCCGAGAUACAAGGAAUUGAAACGGGUCGGGUGGGAGUUUGGGAAGACUUUGGCGGAGCUUGGGUCGGGAGCUGGCUCCUCCAUCCACUCUAAGAUCUCGCACCUACUCUCCUUAUCGCUGUACAGGCAAGCUCUUGUUCUCCUGUUCGACCUAUACGUCAACAAGACGCCUACCAAGCUAGGUUCCCUGCAGCGAUGGGUCCGGGAUUGCGAUGCGACUAGCAGACCAGGCAGGGUCCUUACUCCUGAAGAAGCUGAGGAACGAGACGUUGUACUCAGGUGUCUUGACAUGGUACUUCGCGUAUGUGGAGAGGACGGUAAGGGCAAGGGAAAAGGAAAGGAAAGGCUAGAGGAGUUUGAGGAUGGGCAAGAUGAGGGCUCAGUCAUCCGUCGGAUGAAGGUGUGGAGCGUCAGGCAAGAGAUCGAGAAGGCUCGUGGCAAGGAUGGGCAACCGGGCUCGUUACAGGAGGAGAAGCCCCUCUGGGAUCUGAUUCAGAAAGGAUUCGAGGACGAUAGCAGGGGCAGCCUCCCCUCAUUCUAUGCUGUACAGACCACCCCGGGCCACCUUCGCCGACCUCCCAACGUCUACGCUUCCACGGUACAAGCCUCGAUGACCCCCUCGCCAAUCCCUUUCCCUGCUUGCUCCGAACCCGCAUUCUCUUUGUCCCACCCUGCCAUCCCGACAUGCUCAAUGUUGCUGAACAUCCUUCCCCCUACCACAUGCGAGUCUAUCAUCCAGAUGGCCAACACGCUUGGAUGGGAACCUGAUCAGGCCGCGGGAGGAUCGGCUGUCGACAAGACGAGCGUACUAGCCCACAACGUCGUCUGGCUCGCUGAUGAAGAGUUUGUUGGGCAAUUAUUUGAGAGGACAAGGCCAUUCGUUGAGGAGACCGUCAGGGGUAGCGGGGAGAAGGGGGAUGGGUCCGGUGGCAAGGUCAGGGGGAUCAACAGGAGGUUUAGGGUGUAUCGAUAUGGACCCAAGCAGGUUUACAGGCCUCACAUUGACGGUGCUUGGCCAGCUGCAGGAGUCGAUGCCGAGACUGGGGAAUACCUUCAUGACUCAUCGCCAGCAGACGACCCGUUAUGGUCCAGGUACACUUUGUUAAUCUACCUUAACUCGGACAUCAACGCCUCUGCCGCCGCCCCUACUGUGCCGGGGGCGACGACCUUUUUCCUCCCUUCCCCCUCGUCGAUCGGGACCUUGUUGGCCUGUCCUAUCGCCCCGGUUCAAGGUGCCGUCCUCGUCUUCCCUCACGGAGACGCUCGAGGUUCGCUCUUGCACGAGGGAAGCCCGGUAGGGGAUAACGGCUGGAAGGUCGUCAUCCGUACCGACCUCUUGUACGAGGCCGAAGGGUUCGGCGAGUUUGCGCCCGGGAAGAAGAGAAAGUUGGUCCCCGAUCAGGAGGACAAUGAUAGAGGAGUCAGCAAGAUGGCCAAGAUUGUUGACAUCGAGGGAGGUUCGGUCGUCGGUGAGGUGGUCGUGCCCAAGGCGAUGGGAGAACAACAUGCCGGCGAUGGCGUCGAGGGGAUCGGAGGAUAAGCUCAAAGGGGAAUGCGAGGGCGUCUAGGGAAGAGACAUCUGCCUGCUUCUGACUUGCUCUCUUCAUGACCAUGUAUAUCGUAUAUACCCUAUACAAUUCAAAUACAUUCGAUGUGCGAUCGC
This is a messenger RNA of Filobasidium floriforme, 1886 nucleotides long. RefSeq lists its product as uncharacterized. The transcript has 5 exons. Bases 30 to 1763 code for a protein of 577 amino acids. Gene Ontology annotation, molecular function: iron ion binding; L-ascorbic acid binding; procollagen-proline 4-dioxygenase activity. Gene Ontology annotation, cellular component: endoplasmic reticulum. Gene Ontology annotation, biological process: peptidyl-proline hydroxylation to 4-hydroxy-L-proline. Lineage: Eukaryota; Fungi; Basidiomycota; Tremellomycetes; Filobasidiales; Filobasidiaceae. The record is from RefSeq and is a predicted model, not a curated record.